AUGGACACUCGUCGAACCUCAAGGGUAAUCGACCCCAAAGUCCGCAAAGUCGGCUUCUUCACCCCCGGUCCAACUCCGGACCGGACUCAAUCCGGCCCACUCGGAUCCUCUCCUCCUGCCGUGUCCGGCAUGUCUCCGUCGAACAAUUCUCUCUCUCCGGUAUGGAUCCCACCGCCACGUCACGCUUCCGAUAACAUGUCGCGUGCCAUGGGCGUACCGGUGCCUACGACGUCGUCUCAGUUGAGACGGGGACCUUCGAUUGAUAAGGAGCAGGUGAUUGAGAGUUAUAAUGCUUCCGAGUCGCUCCUCGGGACCUCUCCAGUGCUCUCGCCGCCUUUAAAUCCGAUUGUUGGCGACGGUGAGUUCUCGGAGGACUCGGUGAAUUGGAUUCGGAGGAGCAAUUCGGGUAAGUUUGCUUCUUCUUUACCAGGUGGUGGAUUUGAUUUAAUAGUGGCGGCGAAAUCGGGUGAUUUGAAGAAGGUUCACCGAGUGUCUAGUAAUGGUAUAUUCUCGCCUCUUUAUUUGUUCAAAGCAGUUGAACAGUCUAGAAAAUAA
Ilex paraguariensis (yerba mate) is the source of this 555-nucleotide messenger RNA. The record is from the annotation of a GenBank genome assembly. Lineage: Eukaryota; Viridiplantae; Streptophyta; Magnoliopsida; Aquifoliales; Aquifoliaceae.